Molecule: messenger RNA, 939 nt
Organism: Closterium sp. Naga37s-1
Lineage: Eukaryota; Viridiplantae; Streptophyta; Zygnematophyceae; Desmidiales; Closteriaceae
Source: the annotation of a GenBank genome assembly
AUGAUUGUUGGACCCUGCUGCUUCUUUCCCUGCCUCCCUGCCCACUCCUGCAUGUCUUCCUUUGCUCAUUCCUCGUCCUCCCCCUACUCCAGUCUCGCAGUCAAGUACGGGGUGAAGGAGCCGUGUGGAGAGGUGCUGCUCUUCCCCUUGGGAGACGACAAGGAGGAGAAUGAGCGCGAGAGCCGCCUUCUCACCGGCAUGUGCCAUUUCCCACCCAUCAGUGCCGUGUCAACAUGCUACUUCCUUUCUCACCCCUUCUCAUUCCUUCGCCUCAUACCUCCUUACCCUUACCCUUCCCCGCCCCCACCAAAACCACCCCCACCAGCACAUGCCCCUGUCAUCCUCUCUCAAGGGGAUGACAGCAGCGGUGUAUGCCCUUGCGCCCGACUCCUGUGUGCGCCCAUCACUGCCGACUCACUCGAGGCGUUCGCUCACACCAACCCGCUGCAGCCCAAGCUGUGUGCGCUCUAUCCCGCUCCCUGGUAUUCACCCCUCCUCGUGUUAUCCCCUCUUCCCUCAGCCACUCAUUCGCACCUCACACUACGCGUGUGCAUGAGAGUGCCGCUGCUGAUGCAGCUGGAAUGGGGCGCUGGGAUGAGCACCUCAAGCAGUAGGGAGGUUGGGUGUGGUGGGUCGCUGCAUGCCAUGUCACAUGGCAACAAGCGCAUGGCCUAUGACCCCUUUUGCCACCGCGGGUCAGCACGCCAUUGCAGUGAUUUCCUUGCCCUUCCCCCCGCCAUCCCUGCCAUUCUCCCACCAUCCGCCCCACGAUCUCUGCGGCAUUUCCCUCACACCUCGCCUCCCACAAUCAUCCCACCAACCCAGCUCGCGCCUGCCCCUUCCCCCGCGUUGCGUUACUCACUUCUCACUCAACCCCGUCCUCGCACACUACCUUCCCUCUUUCCUCUCACAUGGCAGGCUGACAAGGAGGCAGAGUAG